Fusarium sp. VM40 is the source of this 2049-nucleotide messenger RNA. The record is from the annotation of a GenBank genome assembly. Lineage: Eukaryota; Fungi; Ascomycota; Sordariomycetes; Hypocreales; Nectriaceae.
AUGGGAGACUACUACCACCACUUUUUGUCGUCCAUGUCUGGGGCCGGGAUGAAUCCAACAACAUCCCCAGAAGAGAUGCUCGACCCGCGAAUGCAUGGUGUGCCGAUGCCUAUGGUGUCCGCGCCAAUGCCUGGUCCGUACCAGCAACUUGGAUACUUCACCGGAUUCCCGGAUCCGAUGAUGUUUAACUCAGCUAAGUCACACAAAGCCCGACGAAAAUCGGCAGGCGGCACUCCUGCGGCCGUUGACCAUGUCAAACAUCGGAGGACACGCUCUGGCUGCUUCAUGUGUCGGAGUCGAAGAGUCAAGUGUGACGAGAACCGGCCAAUAUGCGAACGCUGCAAGAAGGGAAACCGGGAAUGUGUAUAUCCCGACCCUCCAUCUUCAAAAGGCUCAUCGAGUGGUAAAUCUAAAGACUCAGCUUCAGCUGGUCAGCAACCCAGCCCUUCUUCAUCAAAAUCGGAAGAUGAUGAGGACACUGAGCGUGAAAGCAAGCUCGAGACGAUUGUGGACGAAGACGAAGAGAUAGAAGAUCAGACCAAGUCCCCGUUGCUUUCCAGACACUCAGAUAGUGUCUCCCCUUCCACAGCAACAGCAACUCCAAGUAGCCUAGCAGCGGUGUAUCCUUCUCACGAAUUUCCCCUCCAAAUUGGAGAUGCUGACUGGUCACAUCUGCCGCCAGAGUAUCAAGAAGGACUUUCUUUCUUCGUGGAGAACCUCAACCACUUCAAUUAUUGCAUACCGCUUGACUCAGACGGCUUCUUCACGAAAAUCUUACCUAAUCUAGCAACUUGUCACGAACCAUUGCUUAACGCAGUUGUCGGUUUCUCCGCGUAUCAUAUCACCCUCCGGAACCCGCAGGGGAAACUCCAAGAUUUCUUGCAAUAUUACAACAAAAGUGUGACUCAGUUAUUAGGCUUGUUCAAACGAAAGGAGAAACCUAAUGUUGCAACUCUUCUGACAAUUUUGCAACUUGCCACUAUUGAGGAGUAUUUUGGCGACUGGGUUAAUCUCAUGGGGCAUCAAAAAGCGGCUUUCGAAAUAAUAACAAGCAUUUUUACUCCCCAAACAGUUAUGCAGACUCCAAUGGGUCGCAUGUGCCUUAGCUGGUACGCUCGAUUCGAUAAUUUUGUUGCCCUCAUGGGGGGCUUUCCUACCGAUCUACCUCGGGAAUGGUUCCAAGCCAUGGUGGAUUUCUACAAGGCAGGAAUUACCGCUAACCCUGAAGAACUGCAUUGGAAAAUCGACGGGUGGUCUGCUCAACUUCGCCUCAUCACCUACGACAUGUCAAUCCUGUUCUCUCGCGGCAGUAGAGACCAGAUAUCUCCAGAGGCCUUUGCUAAAGAACACGAUCUGAUAAAUGAGCGACUCAUAGAGUGGAAGGAAAAACGCGACCCCGCCCUUCAGGAUUCUCAAUAUCUUGUCAAGGACUUUCCUCCAGUGGAGACUCUCGAUCCGGAGGAUUUCGUGAAUCCCUAUACGGUCGGAAUUCUUUACGACUCCCCGCUAUUUGACGUGACAGUUCUGUGCGCAGAAUGGAACAGCAUAAUGAUAAUGCAUAAGUGUCAGUCAUCAGGGAUGAGGCCGGAUGUACUUUUUGCGGAUUUGAAUCGGCAUGCCUACAGAACCUGCCAAUACUUCGAAACUUUAGAGUUCUGGCCCUCAACCCCCAGAGGCGUCCUGGUUCUGAUACAGGCCUGUAUCGCUAUUGCAGCUCUAUUUUGUCCCCAAGAUGCACGUCAUCAUAUGUGGUUUCGUCGAAAGUUUGCCUUAUUAGAGACGAUGGGGUAUAUACAUCCUCUACCACUUCGAACUAAAAUGGCCGAAAUGUUUCGAGAACCGUCCUGCGUACGUUGGUGGCUUCCCAACGAGGAAGGGUUUAGCCCGGUGUUGCAGGAAAUUCGAAAUUUUGCGGAUGAGCGGAAUGCUGCAGCUGUCACGGCUCAACAAGAGAGUAUUCGUGAGGUUCGACACAUCUUUGCAAAAAUGUCGUUGAUGGACGAUGCCAAUGCACCAUCGAGCACUGGUCCGAAUUCUGCUUCAGAAUAA